CUUGGUUGAUCAGUGAACAGGCAAUAGCGAGGCACAUGUCGAGGAGAGACACAUCAUAUGACACGUGCGAUGCUGGCCGAGUAUUGCGUAUACCCCACAGCCGACAAAUGCACCCGCCACGAAACUAUGCCCAACCUGGUGGCCAUUGGAGGAGGGUCACCGAGCACACAUUGUAGAAAUGAUUGUAUUCGGCCAUAUAUGUGAGGCUGGUGGGCGUGCCACAUCACACCACUAAGCAGCCGUGACGCCACGACGCUUCCAAGUCAUCUUCCCAUCGAUCAACCGCCUCUUCCGCCCUGCGUCCAUUCGUCCAUCACCACACCACAUAGACCGGCAGCAAGCCAACGCUUCUCGCAUCAUACACCCCCACCACCAGCACCCUGCUGCUGGCCCGACGAGCCCUGCUGAGAGUGAGCGUCGACAGCCUCGCUUGAGCCCCACCUGUGCACCUGCACGCCAUGCCAUCCAUCCAUCCAUCCAUCCAUCCAUAUAGAGAGAGAGAGGAGAGGAGUAGAAGACACACAAUAUUCGUCUCUCCUGACCGUUGCAGCCACGUCAGAGACACCUGAAGAAGACGCGUGACAAAUACAGUAUACAUACAUGGGGGCCGCUUUGUCGACUACGCUGAUGUGCGUACUUUCUGACACGAUCGAGGAGACCGCACUUGCGCCUGGCAGACAGACACACAGACACACAGACACACAGACACACAGAACGAACGCUCAGAGUGCACCCACCAAUCAACACGAAAGAGUACAGUAGGUGCAUGAUGCCACACCAUACCAGAUAAGGCGAGCUGGGACAUCCUGCGGCCUGCUGUCCGAAUCGCCACGUCGGGAUUCUGCACCUCAUGAGACAGCUGCAGCCAGCCACCAAGCCAGUGAGUGCAGUGCACCCAACAAAACAAUCCCAAACCGACACACUGCAGUGGAGGCUCCAGCCACGACUCCGGCACCCACACACUCACCGUAUCAAUGGUGUUCAUGACAGACGCCGUCACGAGUGUCAGGCCAGUCGGGCGCCGCUCAAUGCGCUGCACGGUGAGGGGUCUCCUCUCGCCCUUCCUGCCGGGCCACACAAUGGUGCGGGCGGCCACCCUCUCGGCCGCUGGGGGGUCGCAGAAGACCACGCAGAAGCCAUUCUUGACCUGCUGGGAGGCCACGCGCUGCACACGAAUCACAGGGGCCACCCAGCAGAGCUGCAUGACAGCCACACAAAGACAGACAGACAGACAGACAGACAGACAGAGAGAGGGAUGGAGGGAGUGGCAACACGCGCAGAGUCCUUACCAGGUUGAAGACGGCGGUUUCAUCGACGCUUGAAGGGAAGUCGGAUAUCACGAGGGUGGAGUUGACGUCAAAACCUGCAGGCUGCAAUACAUACGUACAGAAAGGGAAGGAGGCCAAGGACAGGCGCUGCCUGCUCGGCAACUAGCUGCUCGAGCUCUCCCGUGACCUACUCACCUCUUUGAAGGCCUUCAU
Molecule: messenger RNA, 1481 nt
Organism: Vitrella brassicaformis
Lineage: Eukaryota; Vitrellaceae
Source: the annotation of a GenBank genome assembly